CAUGGCGCACAACACUCCCACAGAAGCCACCGGAACGAGCUCAGCCUUGCAACAAAUCCUCAAUGUUUGGAGCCACAUCAAGGUCAAUAGCCCAAUCUACAACUUUCUGCUUAGCGAUGUGGACAUCUACCACGCAGAAGAAGGCACUUUCUCUGCCCGGCUUGAGGUUGGCCCAAAGCAUCUGAAUUCUAAAGGUAGCCUACACGGCGUUUUCUCCGCCUGCGUCACAGACUGGGCUGGUGGUCUGGCAAUUGCUUCAUGUGGUUUGGAAUCAACUGGAGUGAGCACCAACAUUAACGUCAAUUAUUUGUCCACUGCAACCACUGGUGACUGGCUCGAGAUUAGAGGCUAUGCCAAUAAAAUUGGGAAAUCACUUGCUUUUACCACAAUAACCAUCUCGAAACUUACUAGCUCCGGCGAUACUACGCUGGUGGCCCAAGGUUCUCAUACCAAAUACGUCAGGGCACGUUAGCCCUUUUCGUUACAAAGGCUUGACUCAAGAUUCGGAGCAAGCGACACCGCUAUCUUCUUUGCAUCUGGCACGAAGCACAUGUACUUUGAGUGCCUGGAUUCACUCGGACAGCGGAGAUUCAUUCAUUCCACCGUUUUA
Molecule: messenger RNA, 610 nt
Organism: Aspergillus nidulans FGSC A4
Lineage: Eukaryota; Fungi; Ascomycota; Eurotiomycetes; Eurotiales; Aspergillaceae
Product: PaaI family thioesterase
Exons: 1
Coding region: 2-472 (156 amino acids)
Molecular function (GO): fatty acyl-CoA hydrolase activity
Source: RefSeq, a predicted model, not a curated record